AUGAACGGCGUUGUUGAUGACUAUUUUCGGCCUUCUCCAUUGCCAACAAUAACUCUUCGUUCAUUCUAUAUAGAUUCAAAAAUUGAACUUGUUCAGUUAAAAGAUUUUAAUAAAUAUCGUGGUGAUCUUGAUACAAAAGCUGACCAACAUGGAAUUUAUUCUUAUUAUACUACGUAUCAAAAUCAUCAAAUUAUGUUUAAUGUAGCACCAAUGAUUCCCUCUGAUAAAAAUGAUCUUGAAUUUAUUCGAAGAAAAAGUUUAAUUGCUAAUUCAUUAAUAUAUAUUGUUUUUCAAGAUGGAAGUGAAAUUUCAUUUCAACCAGAUUCUUUUCUUGGAAAAGUAGUACAAGUCUAUAUUGUAGUGAAACCGAUUCAAAUUAAAUCUGACCUUUAUUACAAAAUUGAUAUUUGGCGUCGUUGUGACAUUGAACCAAUAGUUGAUCCACCUGGUGGUACCUUUAAACAUGAUGAAUUAUUUCGAGAUUAUUUUCUAACAUUAAUUUUGAAUACAACAAAUACUAUUUUAAAAAAAGAUUUUUUUCACCAACGUGUUAUUGAACAAAGAUAUCGUUUGAAGAAUGAAUAUCUUACAAAGCUUAAUCAAAAGUUUGGUUCUUAUUCUAAAGAUGAUUUAUCAAUGUUGGGUGCCAAUGAUGAUGAUAAUAAUGAAAUAUCUAUUGAAUAUUCAAACAUAAAAGAACAAACAAUGUCUAAACGUCUUCGUCUUCCCAUCAUAACGAAAAUAAUCGGAAAAUUAAGUAAUAAUAAUCGACCAAGAUCGUCUAUUUCAAAUAUAACAAAUAUGGAAAAACUUAAUGUACCAGACAGUGAAAUGUCGCCAUCAAUAACAAAACAAAAUCCUUGGACAUCGCACAAUGACAAAAAAAGACAUAUUUCAAUAACGAAAUCCAAUGUUUUACAUCCAUAUCCAUAUUCGACAAUUAGAGCCGAGUCUCCAUCAUCACUAUCCAAUCGUGUUAUUCAUCAACAAGAAGUAGAUCCAACGUCAAAAGAAUCAUCACCAGAAGAAAUUUCAUCAUUGGUUACAAAUAUAAUACAUUCUAUUGGAUCGAAUCCUGAAAUGUAA
Messenger RNA from Rotaria sp. Silwood2, 1086 nucleotides. NCBI's taxonomy places the organism in Eukaryota, Metazoa, Rotifera, Eurotatoria, Philodinida, Philodinidae. The record is from the annotation of a GenBank genome assembly.